This is a messenger RNA of Notothenia coriiceps (black rockcod), 2951 nucleotides long. RefSeq lists its product as uncharacterized. Gene Ontology annotation, biological process: synaptic vesicle endocytosis. Bases 254 to 2305 code for a protein of 683 amino acids. The transcript is spliced from 11 exons. The record is from RefSeq and is a predicted model, not a curated record. Lineage: Eukaryota; Metazoa; Chordata; Actinopteri; Perciformes; Nototheniidae.
AGAUGUCAGCCUCCUAAUCUCCACAGGUUUGGUUUGUGUUUUUUUAAUAUCCCCUCUUGCUGACUUUCUUUCAACCAACAUUUCCUCCCACUGCUCCAUGAUGACAUUUCCAAGGCUGUCCUUUUAACAUACAUCUCUCAACCUUUACCUUGCUUCAGCCUCUGGUCCUGCCACCCCUGACUCGGCGGAAAAUGUAACCCAACACCUGUCCCCGGAGUCGAGCCGGAAAGCCUGGAGGACGUGGGACGGCAGCAUGGGGACACAGCACAUGCCUCAAUCCCCGAACGUGUUUUCAGAGCACUCCGCAGGAAGCAACAUGUCUCCGGGAGGCGUGGGACACCUCAAGUCCCCGGCACCCGGACGCACCAGGAGCGUGUCAGAUUCCUCCGCUCCCAGGAGAGGUGAAUCAAAAACUCUUUCAGACUCUGUGACAAAAACCUCCACCCCUUCCUUCAGUAAAAAUGGCAAGACAGCAGGUCCGCAAGGUGCGCCGUGGGAGACACUGGUGGUGUUCGCCAUCAACUUGAAACAGCUCACCGUCCAAAUGAACAUGAGCAACGUCAUGGGAAACAACACCUGGACCACGAGCGGGCUAAAGAGUCAGGGCCGGCUGUCGGUGGGAAGCAACCGGGACCGAGAGAUCAGCAUGUCCGUGGGCCUCGGCCGCUCCAAGCUCGACUCCAAGGGCGGGGUGGUGGGCGGCAACAUAGACGUGAACACCCUGGAGAUGGUCUCCCACAUCUCGGAACACCCCAACCAGCAGCCUAGCCAUAAGAUCCAGAUCACCAUGGGCUCUACAGAGGCGCGGGUGGACUACAUGGGCUCCAGCAUCCUGAUGGGGGUCUUCAGUAACGCUGACCUGCAGCUGCAGGACGAGUGGAAGGUCAACCUGUGCACCGUGGACACCAGCCUGUCGGAGAAAAGUGAAAUCUUCGUCCACGGAGACCUGCAGUGGGACAUUUUCCAGGUGAUCAUUUCACGCUCCACCACACCCGACCUCAUCAAGAUCGGCAUGAAGCUGCAGGAGUUUUUCACCCAGCAGUUCGACACCAGCAAGCGGGCCCUCUCCACCUGGGGCCCCGGCCCCUACCUGCCCCCCAAAACCCCCGUCAUCAACACGGAGAAAGGGUCUGCAGAGCUCUACAUGGACGCAGCCCAUCACCGCCACUGGCCCGGCGUGCUGAAGGUGAUCGCCGGCUGCCACAUCUCCCUGUUCCAGAUGCCUCUGCCCGAGGACGCCGUGCAGCUGGGCGGCUCCAUGAGUCUCCACGGCAACCACAUGACCCUGGCCUGCUUCCACGGGCCCAACUUCCGCUCCAAGUCCUGGGCCCUGUUCCACCUGGAAGAGCCCAACAUCGCCUUCUGGACGGAGGCUCAGAAGAUCUGGGAGGACGGCUCCCAAGAUGAUUCCACCUACAUAGUGCAGACACUGGACUUCCAUCUUGGUCAUAACACGAUGGUGACCAAGCCCUGCGGGGCCCUGGAGAGCCCCAUGGCCACCAUAACCAAAAUAACCCGGAGGCGGCAUGAAAACCCCCCACAUGGAGUGGCCACGGUCAAAGAAUGGUUCAACUACGUCACUGCCAUGAGGAACGAAGAGCUGAACCUGCUCAGGAACGCUGAGGCCAACAACCAGGAGGGCGGAGCGGCUGCCAAGAGCUCCAGCCUGCUGAGCAGCUUCCGCAGCUCCUCCAGCUACAACCACGAGACGGAGACCAUCUUUGCUCUUCCCAGAAUGCAACUGGACUUCAAGUCAAUCCACGUACAGGAUCCUGAAGAACCUUCGCUAACAGACACAGACAGCAAACCCAAAGUGGAGUGCAGCGUGGUGACGGAAUUCACAGACCACAUCUGUGUCACCAUGGACGCCGAGCUCAUCAUGUUCCUUCACGACCUGGUUUCUGCAUACCUGAAGGAGAAGGAGAAAGCCCUGUUCGCCCCGCGGAUGUUUGCGACCCGCCCCGGUCAGAAGAGCCCGACCGCCCUGCACGACGACGGCUCCUUGGACAAAGACGACGGCAUCAACUACACCACGGUGGACUGGAGGGAGUUCAUGUGCAACACCUGGCACCUGGAGCCCACCCUCAGGCUCAUCUCCUGGACAGGGCGUAAGAUCGACCCGGUGGGUGUGGACUACAUCCUGCAGAAACUGGGCUUCCACCACGCCCGGACUACAAUUCCCAAGUGGCUGCAGAGGGGGGUGAUGGACCCGCUGGACAAGGUGCUGUCGGUGCUCAUCAAGAAGCUGGGCACCGCGCUGCAGGACGAAAAGGACAAGAAGGGGCGGGACAAGGAGGAGCACUGAGGAACUGUCACUCACUGAAGUCACUACACACUGGAUCACAAAGGCCACUACUGUACAACCCAUUUUAACAGCCUGUGAAUUUCAGCUCAGUUGUUUACGUGGUCUGUGCCACUAAGCGGCUCAGACUGAAGCGUUUUGCACCAAUGUCGUUUUCUGUAUAUUUUGAACAAAGUAGAUAGAGUUAUUCGCCUGCUUUAAUGGUAAAACCCCUGCCUCUUUUACCUGUUGUAAAUGACCUUACUGAUGAAAUCGCUUGAAAGUUUAUUUUAAAGCUUACCACUAUUUCAUGAGAAAUUAUUUCUUAUACCAUUGCCUUUUCUUUGUUUCCCAUGGAACACAUGGUAGAUAUGCUUUAUGUAUUUUAUAGUGUAGUUUUAAGAUAUUUAAGAACAGUUCAGUGACCGUGUUCUUGAUUUUUUUUUUUUUUUUGAUGUGAACAAAUAAAUACUGAGAGAUUACGGCACAUGAUUAGCUCAGUCAUCACUAUUUAUGGUUAUGUGAAAUGUCUUUAACAUGUAUGAGCUUGGUGUGUCAAGCUUUUGUUUGUCCUUUUUUUAAAUCCAUACAGUAGAACCAGUGUAUAUAAUUACAUUUCUUAAAUAUGUUGAUUUCCUAACUUAAUAAAAUAUUGCCAUUCAAUUUUAAA